UCUGCAGUCUGAUGGGUUCAUGGUAACAUCGAGGAGAGGUCAGCCGGUUCAGCACCAUGGCCCUCGCCGAGGAGCAGCCUGAGAAACACUGCUGGGUGUGUUUUGCCACAGAGCGGGACGACCACAGUGCAGAGUGGGUGAGCCCCUGCAGGUGUAAAGGCUGCACCAAAUGGAUCCACCAGUCGUGUCUGCAGCGCUGGCUGGACGAGAAGCAGAAAGGAAACAGCGAGGGGGCCGUCAGCUGCCCGCAGUGCGGCACCGAGUACCACAUCACCUUCCCCAAGAUGGGCCCGUUGGUGUAUUUCCUGCAGCAGGUGGACAGAGCUCUGUCCCGGGCCAGUCCCUUCGCUGCUGUCGGGGUGGUGAUCGGCACCGUCUACUGGUCCGCCGUCACGUACGGAGCCGUGACCGUCAUGCAGGUGGUGGGACAUAAGAAGGGUCUGUACGUGAUGGAGCGAGCCGACCCGCUCUUCCUGCUGAUGGGGCUGCCCACCAUCCCCGUGCUGCUGGUGCUCGGCAAGAUGAUCCGCUGGGAGGAUUACAUCGUCCGGCUGUGGCAGAGGUACUCCUGCAGAGGGAAGCUCCACACAGGUGGCAGCCGUUACCUGUCCAGAGUCCCCGUGGACGGACUCGGAGCAGGAGAUCACCUGUCUGUGUCGCGGACUCUCUGCGGGGCGCUCGUCUUCCCGUCCGUCGCCAGCCUGGUGGGACGGCUGCUGUUUGGACGGAUGCCCUCUGACCUCCAGCGCACUGUGCUGGGAGGCAUCGCGUUCGUGCUGAUCAAAGGAGCGCUGAAGAUUUAUUUCAAACAGCAGCAGUGCGUCAUUCAGGCCAGCAGACACAUCCUCAACUACCCGCAGAGAGACAGAGACGGACAGAGCGAGGACGGAGACGAGGACACGGAGGACAGCGGCAACGAAUAGUUUUACCCACGAGGAGAGGACAGAAAACCGUGGGACAAAAUCAGAAUGAAUUUCACC
Plectropomus leopardus (leopard coralgrouper) is the source of this 980-nucleotide messenger RNA. The record is from RefSeq and is a predicted model, not a curated record. NCBI's taxonomy places the organism in Eukaryota, Metazoa, Chordata, Actinopteri, Perciformes, Serranidae.